UUUUUUCUUCUCUCAUUUACAGUUUUUUCUUUUUGUGUUUUUGUUUUCUUGUCUUCUUCCAAAACUCUCACACAGAGUUUUGUGAGCUAUUUUUUUUGUUGGAGAUGUAGAUCUUGAGGUUAGAUGACAAUCGGCUUCGUUUACAGAAAUCCUUCAAAUUUCUCUUUCUGUUUUUUUAUUCAUCUGGACAAUUCCAAGAAACUGAAAUAUGUAAAUUUGGUUUGUUUUAUUAACUAAAGUUUCGAUUUCCCAUCUAAAUUUCUCACCUCUGAGACUUGAAAACCGAAGGAGAAAAUUGGUGGAAUAAAAAAAUGGUUCUUUCUUCCUUCUUUACCUGUAUGGAGAAGGAAGAGGGGAACCAGAGAGCUUGUAAAUUAUCGUUACCAAUGGAGCCGGAAUUUUUUUUGCGGUGGGGAAACAAGAAGAGGCUAAGAUGUGUGAGGGUGAAGGACCCACAAAAGCUUUCGCAAAAAUCAAAUGGCGUAAUUCGCAGGAGAAUCACAAGAAUCGACCGAUGUUUGGUAACUGCGUCAGACAAAGAAACCACAAGCCGUCUCACUAGGAGUUCUGAGGCUGCAAUACUCCGUUCGGGUGCAAACGAGAAUCGAAAAUCAUCGUCACCUGAGAAGGAAGAUAGAUACUACACAACAAGAGGAUCAGUGGGCGGUGAUGAGAAUGGCAAAGUUCCAGUAGAUGCUAACAAUGGACAAGACAACAACAAAUUGGUUGUUUGGCCAAAGCUAUAUAUUACUUUGUCAAACAAAGAAAAAGAAGAGGAUUUCCUAGCUAUGAAAGGGUGUAAGCCUCCUCAAAGACCUAAAAAGAGAGCUAAGAUAAUCCAAAGAAGCUUACUUUUGGUGAGUCCUGGUGCUUGGUUGACUGAUAUGUGCCAAGAGAGGUAUGAAGUAAGGGAGAAGAAGAGCUCAAAGAAGAGACCAAGAGGAUUGAAGGCCAUGGGGAGUGUGGAAAGUGAUUCAGAAUGAGGAAGAAGGUUUUAUAUAAGUUAAAGCAGCAGCAGUGCCACUUUGCUCUGAUUGAAAAUUUUGGAAAAUUGUAUUGUGAUUUGAGUGAGUUGGGUUUAGAUUUAUAUUAGAGAAUGGAAGAGAUGGGAAAAACAACACUCUCUGCUGGGUUUGCUGUAUAGAAGUAACAUUUAAUUUUUAUCAAUGAAAUAUAUAUAUAUUUUUCUCUCA
Molecule: messenger RNA, 1193 nt
Organism: Mangifera indica (mango)
Lineage: Eukaryota; Viridiplantae; Streptophyta; Magnoliopsida; Sapindales; Anacardiaceae
Exons: 5
Coding region: 312-983 (223 amino acids)
Source: RefSeq, a predicted model, not a curated record